AUGGCUCAAGGAACACUUAAAGUUGUUCUUAUAAAUGCCAAAGGUCUUGAAAAUUCUGGUUAUCUCAAUAAGAUGGAUCCCUAUGUGAUCCUGAGUUACGGAGGCCGGACGCAAAGUAGCAAAAUUGCAUCAGGUAACCUAGAUCUUCAUAAACAAGUUAAUUAUCUUUAUUUCGAGUUAAAUUCUGGUGGUGCUGAUCUUACCUUAAAAAUUAUGGACAGUGAUUGUGGUACAGAAGAUGAUUGUGUUGGAGAAGCUACUAUACCACUAGAACCAGUCUUAGAAGAAGGAAGCGUUCCAACAGCAUCAUACAAUGUCGUCAAAGGUCAAGAAUUUCGUGGACAGAUCAAACUCAGCCUCUUCUUCACCCACAAGGCUCACGAUCACGGGGUGGCAGCACAAGAAGAAAGCUAUGGUGGAUGGGGAGAGUCUCAUUAG
This is a messenger RNA of Chenopodium quinoa (quinoa), 438 nucleotides long. Its product is annotated as elicitor-responsive protein 3-like. The transcript is spliced from 5 exons. NCBI's taxonomy places the organism in Eukaryota, Viridiplantae, Streptophyta, Magnoliopsida, Caryophyllales, Amaranthaceae. The coding region runs from base 1 to 438 and encodes 145 amino acids. The record is from RefSeq and is a predicted model, not a curated record.